This is a messenger RNA of Ambispora leptoticha, 440 nucleotides long. The record is from the annotation of a GenBank genome assembly. Lineage: Eukaryota; Fungi; Glomeromycota; Glomeromycetes; Archaeosporales; Ambisporaceae.
AAUUCAAUGAAGUAUUUACCGAGCCAAGUUUAUUACCGUCUCCUACUCGCCCAUCCUUGAACAGACCGGAUUCUGAAUACUAUUUUAAUACUACGGGCUCGCCAACUCAAUCCAUUUUCCGCAUUAAUGAUACUCCAGUAUCCGCAGAUAUAUCUUCUUCGGAAGCCGAAAUAUUAAGAAAAGUAGAUUCUCGAAUUAACGAAAAAUUUUGGUUUUUAGAGCAAACCUUAAAACAACAUUUUGAGCAACCAACGGCAAGAACAAAUACACCUCAGUCUUUUAAUAAUACUCAUCAAAGAAUUAAGUUAACCAUGCCAUCUCCAGUUGUAUUAAAUUCAAAUAAUGCUGCAUAUUUUCAACCAAGUCAACAAGUACAAGAAGUUUAUUCUGAAACGACUGGUCAUGCUGAUAUUGAAUCGUUGAAUCAUACAUCUCAAUAA